AACAUGCUUUAACAAUUUGGGUUUAGUCUGAAACUUUUAAUUAUAUUUACAACCAGCAGUGCAUCUCCAGCUGUAUGGAUAAAUGUUUGUUCAUUAUGCUGAUACUUGUGGACCUUUAUUUGCAGAACUUUGUGCUGAGUUCUACUUUAAGGUAAGGGAAUUUGAUUCCUGUCAUGAGCCAUAGCUGAUGUGAGUCUAGUUAGAAAUGUGUAAUUAUGUUGGCAUUUUAUAGAUGAAGGUGUGUGAAAGUUUUUUAGUUUCAAUCCAUUUCCCUGUUAGUUCCAGUUAGAGUUGAGGAAAUGAUUAAUCCCUGAGAUGAUGAAUAUUAAAAGAUGAUGGGAAUAGAGAGGAAAAAAACAGGUUUUAGGAUUCAUCAGAACUUACGUGCUUAUCUGACAAUGUUAAAAACAAACACUAGAUUAAUCGUUACUUUGUGUUGUUCAUCUGAUGAUGAUGUGCAGAGGAUUAAUGAAAUUUCUUGUGUAAUAUGGUUGACUCAAAAGCAACUUUUAUGUAAGUUCACCAUAUUGCUAAAAAUGACCAGACAUUCCAUUCUUCCCAUUUUUGGUUGGUAGACAGUUGGUUUCCAAAGACAAUAUUUUUCUUCACAGUCUGUUCUCUUAGUUUAGUUUUCUUUUGCUUUUUCGAGAAAAGGCUGUACACAACAGCAUGGCUAUUAUGCAACAUGUGUUCACUCUUUUAUGAAUGGGGUAAUGUGGUGUAGUCAACCUAAAAAAGCCUGGCAUGGAAAUGUAAACAAAGAGCGGCAUUCCAAUAUAAAAACAUGCCAUAACAAAAACACAUUGUGCCUUUUGUCUUUUAUAGGCAGGGCUCCUCUGCAGGGAUGCAUAUGUCAAAAUAGCAACAGUACCAGAAAUGUUUGGUUUUUCAUCAGAAGGACCAGAACCUAUCCAGAAGAGCCGGGACUUGGCUUUUUGUUUCCAAAAUGCAGUGACAACUCACCUGCUCCUUGUCUUCAUCCCAAACACAUUUGAUGACUGUCAGUGCUAGGACGUGGAGUCCAUUGACAAGAAAUGCAGCCCCAAACCAUUACAGAAUCUCUUCUAAUGGAUUACUGCGAGUUUCUAACAGGAAUUUAAGACAACAAAGCAGCUGCCCGGUGACUCUAACUUUUCUCAUAAAGAACAAAACCUCGGUUCGUCACUCGUGGUCCUCUCACCCGAUAACAUUUCACCGACAUGUACCAGCUCACCACAUGAAAGAGAUAUGCAAGCUCACACUCACCAAAAACCUGAAACACAUACAUUCACAGAGGAGUGGAGCGCCCAUGUUGGACCACCAUGUACAAGAUGUUCUGAACCACCACCUCACAACCGUCAUAAAGACACACACGCAGACAGAUGUAGAGAAUAUCUACAGCAAAGUCGAUGUGGGGACAGUAACCCUGUGGGAUCGGACGAGGAAGCAAAGCAAAGGGUGUUCCCGUCCUCCAACCUCUGGUGGCUCCAUCCAGCAGAACAAUGUGCCAUGUCACAAAGGUAACAAUGGAGCAUCAGUGAAUACAACGUCAACAUGGACCAAACUCUCAGAGGGCUGUCUCCAGUAUCUUGUACUGCUAAAGGACAGAGAGAGUUUACCCCACUUCACUGCAGCUGUGAGUGUUCAUUCUCCUAUUCAUGUCAGUUGGUCUUCAGAGGUGUGAGGCACACGCUGUGACUUCCAGCAUGGCAACAACGGAUCUGUUGAUCUUAAGUGUGUGUACGUGUGUGUGUGUGUGGGUUGAGGGGUCAAUAGAACUGAUUUAGAGGUGCUGAUUUUGGAACAGUAUCGAGGAGGUGGCACAAAGACAACUGUGGCAACAGUGUCUCUGCAGCUGCAUGCGUAUGUGAGCAUCGGCAGGAACGCACUGGCUUCUCAUCUCACAGCCCCUCCCUCCCUUCUUCCCUCCCUCACUACCUCACCCUCUCUCAUGUCACCCUGUCCUCUCCAUUCAGCUCAUUUGCACUUUCUAAUAGACGUUUGGUGGCCCUUUCUCCUCAGCUAAGAAUCUCUCUUGUAUAUAUAUAUAUAUAUAUUAAUUCACAACUCCUUCCUCUCUCCGACAUCACGUUUCCAAAUGGGGUCGACCUUGACAGUGAGAGAUGUUCGCACUGCCAAAAGAUAUUUGAGACCCUUGAAAGGCAAACUAGGGAGGGCAACAGUCCAUUUUCCCACACAAGUACACACACACACAGACAUUCACUAUGGCCGAACUUGACCUACAACUGGCGUGUGUGUGUCUGUUUAUGUCACUCAAAGCCAGUUUCCGCACAUGCAGUAGUGUUUUAUACUUAUACUUAUUAAGCGUAUUGAUAUUGAAAGCUCAACGACACCGAGGAAAACCACCUAGGCACAACACUGGGCAGAAUGACAUGAGCUGAUGAUGAAGUGGCAGCAGGGAAAGACAUAUGUUAGCAGGGAAGGUGGCGAUGCAGAAUGCAAACAGUCGAGAACAAAGGAUGCUGGGAAAGAAAGAGUGGGAGACAUGAGUCUGUACAGCAUAUUUAUCCAGAUGAAGCAGUGUGAAAGUGGGAGAAUCAAAAUAGAGAUAAAACAGGAACUGUUGUCCUUGUGCUGUCCAGCAGGUGCAAUCGUUGGCACUGUAUGAAACAAGGUUUGUAAUGCAUUAGUAGUCAGUGGAAAAGAGCAGCGCUGCCCUCUACUGGCAUUUUUUGGCUGUGCAUCUGUCGAACGAUCAUUAGGAGACCCGUUUACGUGUGUAAAACUUGCUUCGUUUAUCAGUUGGGAAAUGCUUUG
Cynoglossus semilaevis (tongue sole) is the source of this 2757-nucleotide messenger RNA. RefSeq lists its product as uncharacterized. The transcript is spliced from 11 exons. Lineage: Eukaryota; Metazoa; Chordata; Actinopteri; Pleuronectiformes; Cynoglossidae. The coding region runs from base 995 to 1663 and encodes 222 amino acids. The record is from RefSeq and is a predicted model, not a curated record.